Messenger RNA from Callorhinchus milii (elephant shark), 1337 nucleotides. RefSeq names its product deubiquitinase DESI2. Gene Ontology annotation, molecular function: deubiquitinase activity. The transcript has 6 exons. The record is from RefSeq and is a predicted model, not a curated record. Gene Ontology annotation, biological process: protein deubiquitination. Bases 312 to 860 code for a protein of 182 amino acids. NCBI's taxonomy places the organism in Eukaryota, Metazoa, Chordata, Chondrichthyes, Chimaeriformes, Callorhinchidae.
CCGGGGGUGGGGGGGAGAGAGAGAGAGAGGGCGCCGCGGCCAGAGUGAGGGGAGCCCGAUAAUAAAGCUGGAUAACCGGAGGAGCGGGGAAACGCCGAGCCCAGCCUGUGCCGAGCGGGGAGAGAGAGAGAGAGAAUGGCCAACGAGCCGGUCAUCCUGAAUGUCUAUGAUAUGUUUUGUCCUUAAUCUCGCCUCCUGUAGGCAAGGUCCCAAGAUGCAUGGUGACUCAACAGUACCUUGGCCAGGAUGGCCAUUUUUCAUAAUGAGUGCUCAACUAGAAACCAACUGAAUCAUCGGGGAUCCUGUAAUAAAUGUACUGGAUUAAUGAAUACACUUCAUCGCUGGGAAUUGGGGUCUUCCACUCAGGAAUUGAGGUUUACGGCAGAGAGUUUGCCUAUGGUGGCCAUCCUUACCCAUUUUCAGGAAUAUUUGAGAUCACUCCUGGAGACUCAACAGAACUAGGAGAAACAUUCAAAUUUAAGGAAGCAAUAGUAAUGGGUAGUACGGAUUUUACAGAAGAUGAUGUAGAGCGCAUUGUGGAGGAGCUUGGAAAGGAAUACAAAGGAAAUGCCUAUCAUCUAAUGCAUAAAAACUGCAACCACUUUUCUUCAGCAAUUUCUGAGAUCCUUUGUGGAAAGGAAAUACCUCGCUGGGUGAACAGACUCGCCCACUUCAGUUCCUGCAUUCCCUUUCUCCAGAGCUGCUUACCGAAGGAAUGGCUCACGCCAGCCGCCCUGCAGUCCAGCAUCAGCCAGGAGCUGCGUGAGGAGCAGGAGGAAGCUGAAGGUGCGGCAGCUUCCGCCUCUGCCUCAGCCUCCACAUCUACUUUACCCAGACCGGGCCACCAUACCAAACUAUGAUGCUAACGAGUGAUCCUGAACUGACUUUCUACUUGUUGGACUGACUUUUUAUNAAAAAUAACUGUCACAAUCAAUCAAAUUGCUCUAUGGGGAAGUGCUGAACAUUCCUUUUGUUGUUGAAUUUUAGUUUGUGUUUUUGUAAUGGAAAUUCACCACCUCUUUCUAAUAGCUUGGACGAUCACUGUAAAGAAUUUCAAGAUAUAUUCAGUAUUUCCAAUAAUUGUUUACAAAUCCCAUGUUGCAAAUUAACUGGGAUUAACACUAACAGCGUGUAACAGUGAUACUGGUUUGUAUCAAUGGGUUGCUGUUGUAGACUGGUACAAUUGUGACAUUAGACAUACACCAGUGAGUAUUCUGUGGCAAGUAAACACUUUCAUCUAUCCCUUUUCCUCUUCUCCCCUCUAGUUAAGGUAUAAUACUGUUUCCAUUUUCAAGAUUAAUGUUCAAAAGAAAUAUUCGUAUUUUUCAGAGAAUGUA